Molecule: messenger RNA, 2975 nt
Organism: Toxotes jaculatrix (banded archerfish)
Lineage: Eukaryota; Metazoa; Chordata; Actinopteri; Toxotidae
Product: T-cell differentiation antigen CD6-like
Exons: 13
Coding region: 87-1994 (635 amino acids)
Cellular component (GO): membrane
Source: RefSeq, a predicted model, not a curated record
GGAGGAAGCUGCACUCGACAAGCUCAGUCUGAGUUUCAUCUGUGAGCAGAGACAGUAGAAGCUGUUUCAGUCUUUCUGUGAACAACAUGAAGCUGGUGAAAUACAUUUUAAUUGUUCUACUGAGCUGUGUUUGUCAAGCUUUUCAAAACUUGUCCACUCAAACAAUCCCAACUGAUGUCCAGGUGAAAACAGAGGGAGGCAAUACUACAGAAAUUACACAAGAGGAAUUCAACAGUGACCCCUACGUUCACCACCGUGCUGCUAAAUGCAACUUUACUCUCAGGCUGCCUGGAAACAGGAGCAGCGAUGUGGUGGCGUUCUUAUCAGACUACACAGAUGUGUUGGCUGAACAAAUCUGUCAGGAUCUUCACUGUGGCAGUGUCUAUAAUGUAACUAAAACCAGCUCACCUCCCAACACCACCUGCUUUCACAACUGUUCGUACAAAGAUGGCCGUUUGCAGAACUGCUCACAAAGUGUGGGAAGUAGCUGCACUGUGAUUACUGAAGUGGUUUGCGGCCACCAUGUUUUGCAGUUGGCCGGAGGGCCAGACCGAUGUGCUGGAAGGGUGGAGGUGUGGAGAAACGGCAGAUGGGGCACAGUGUGUGAUGACCAGUGGGACCUGAGGGAUGCAAACGUGGUGUGCGCCCAGCUCAGCUGUGGUUACGCCCUCAAUGUGACGGGACAGGGUGGCUCCUUUCCCCCGGGCAGAGGACCCAUCCACCUGGACGAGCUGAACUGCACGGGCAAAGAGGAGAACCUGUGGACCUGUCCGGCUGCACAGGAGGAGCCCGACUGUGGACACAAAGAGGAUGCUGGUGUCAUAUGCUCAGAGAUGAAAGCAAUCAGACUGACUGGAGGUCUGGACCGCUGCUCUGGUAAACUGGAGGUCCACCGUAACGGCAGCUGGGGUACGGUGUGUGAUAACUGCUGGAAUGCACACUUAGCAUACAUGGUGUGCUCCAUGCUGAAGUGCGGCACCAGGCCGACAAAAUUCACCCAGUUUGUUCCUCAUCUCACACACAACAACGGGACAAUGUGGUUCUAUUCGUGUGUAAAAGAACACCAGAACCUGUGGCAGUGCAGCGAGUACAGCUUACCACACCUGUGCAUGGACUCAAAAGCAUCUGGCGUCAUCUGUAAUGGUUCACUCGGGUUACCUACCCCCACACCCAGCACAGAGAACUCAACUGCAAUGACCAGUUGGACGAUUGAAACAACCACAGUCGCUGCUGCUGAAGCUCCUUUCUUCUUGACGUCUCCAGAGAUUCUCAUCAUGAUCACUCUGUCUCUUCUGCUCCUCGUGUUUCUGAUCACAAACACAGUGCUGUGCUGCCAUUACAGGAAAAGACACGCUUUCUUACUCCAUCAGAUGCGCACGAACCCACGACCUUCCUCUGGACAUAAUCACAACAACUACGAAGGCCCCGUCGACCUCGUUAAAGUCACUACCAACCAGCUGCACACCGAUGUCCCCCCCAAUCCCAGGCAGCUCUGGACCCAGCUCAGUAGUGUUGACAGCACGUCAGUAGAUACAGACUAUGAGCAGUAUGACCCAAGCAGUGACCAGUCUGUCCCAUUAUCAACCUUUAAGAAUUCUCAGAGAUACAGAACUGAUGCAAACCCUUUGAUGAGGCCUUCAGGUCUUGACAGUCUCUUUGAGGAAGUUCCUCAACAUACAAAUGAAGCGACUGGACCUUUUCCAAUCAUCAACGGUGGCCCCCAAGAUGCUCAGUACGCCAGAAUUUCAAAGAUCUCAGUGGACUCAUUCGAAACCUCAAGUACCUCGUCUGGGGAGUGCUACGAAAACAUAAACAACGGCUAUGCUGCAGUCAGUCCUGAUCCGGAUCCAGGCCAGUCAUCUGCUGCCAGUGGUGCUUUUGAUCCUUCAAGGCUUGUUGAUGGCAAUAAUCAGUUUUAUUCUGGACAAACAACAAACCUGAGUUCAAGUGAUGAAGACGAAAGCCCUCUCUACUCCCCAGUGAGCCCUGACUGAAACCCAUCUGAGGAGGACUGUGAUGACCUGAUAGAAGACACUGGUGGACACUCAAGGUCACACACACCCAGACUGAGAUUUGUCCAGCUGUAAAACUGCACUGAAAGAAGACACUGUACAUUUACUCGUAUCGUUAGAUCAAAGAAAUAUUUAGACGACACUUAUACCUUUACGUUAUACUUGGGAAGAAUUUGGUUGAAAAGUGAAAGUUCUUUAAAUGUCUAAGUUACAUACUGUAUAAACUCUGUUUCCCUGUGAUUUCAAUUACCAUGUUUCAGCACAUGUUGAAGUACGUGAUUGAAAUAUUGUUCAAAUAACGGUUACACGUGACUGAGACAUCUUUGAAAUGUUCGCUUCUUAACGACAUUUAGCCUCGACUUGUAAAUCACCUGGAAAUCACCACAUUAACGCUUACUGAGAACAGCAAUAACAUAGCUUUAUUGUACAGGUUCAGAGACUUGAAACUUGAUUGAGAUACUGCUGGUGAUCCAUUCCCUCGGACAUCCUGUUUCCCUUUUUCAGUGGUGAGAAGGGACUUUUCUCUGAAAGUUUCCUCAGUACUGACCAUGACCAUGUGCAUGAGUGUUGUGGAUUUUAGUCAUUUCUGCUGAGUUGCAGCCCAUCCAGAAAUGCUCAGAAAGGAAGCAAAAGCACUUUGUGCGUGCAACUGCGUUGACAUGAAAACGUAACUUUACCUUGGCACAAAAAAAAAGGAUGGAUUAUCUAAAGCAAGUUGACUUUUGAAGAACACUGAGACAAAAGGAACUAAAAUGUGCCCAGAAGGCAGGAAAUCAAACUUAGAAGUUAAGAAAUGUUUAGGUGUUCUGUGAAUGUAGUUGUGAUUAUGUAUAUGUUUAAUUUUUAUUUUUAUAGUGUUUGUAUAGCAGUUUUGUGUAUGUAGUGUAUGUAUUCAAAUAACGUGCUAAUGUUUGUCAUGUAUAUUCCCGUGGAUUUAAGUACAAUGAAACUAUUGGGUUCCAA